AUGGCGGCGCGCUGGAGCCCAUGUGGCCAGUUGCCACGAUGGCAGGAGGCGUGAAUAAUCACGCCCUACGCGUCCUCAUCCUUUGCGUACUGUGGUACAUUGUCAGCUCCAGCAACAAUGUGAUCGGAAAAACCCUUCUCAUGAGAUUCAGUUACCCAAUGACUGUCACCAUGGUGCAAUUAGUGUCCAUCACCGUGUAUUCCGGACCCCUUUUCAAGUUGUGGGGGGUUAGGACGCGUAUGGAAUACGGUAGUAAAUAUUGGUGGAGAGUGAUCAUUCCACUCGCCUUCGGCAAAUUUGUUGCAUCCGUCUCCGCACACGUCAGCUUAUGGAAGGUUUCGGUUUCUUAUUCUCAUACAGGAGGAGAGCUUGACUGGAAAUAUGUACUUGGUUUAGUUUCACUUUGCAUUCUAUGGGUUGCCAUCAGUACAGCCAUGAAUGUCAUAAACAAGGUUGUUCUCAUGCGUCUCCCAUAUCCAGUGACAGUGGCUGGUGUCCAACUACUUUCAAUAGUUGUUUUCAAUUUUUCAUUUGUCACAUCCUGUAACCUUUCAAGUGACAAGGAACAAUAUAUUUCAUGGAAGUACCAUUGCAUGUUUAUCAUUCCUCUUGCCUUUGGGAAGUUUGUGACUUCAGUUGCUUCACAUUUUGGAUUGUGGAAAAUCUCACUUUCAUAUAUGCAAACAGUCAAGGCAUCUAUGCCUCUCUUCACUGUGAUUCUCACCAGAGUCCUGUUUGGAGAAAUUCAACCCAGAUCUGUGCUGCUGGACACUGGGAUUCACCAUCUGAGACUCCUUCAACUCUUGGGACAACUUGCCCUCCUCAUGUUUCUCCCAUUGUGGCUGUUGUCUGACUGUCGAACCAUCCUCUCUGACUCUUCCAUUUUUGAGGGAAAUUUUCAAGAGACAAUCUUGCUUCUCUUCAUGGACGGGUUUCUCAACUGGCUACAGAACAUCAUUGCCUUCAGUGUGUUGUCCUUGGUCACCCCACUUUCUUAUGCAGUUGCCAAUGCAUCAAAGCGUAUCUGCAUCAUCUCCAUAUCUUUGUUGACCCUUCGAAAUCCUGUGACACCCCUGAAUAUCUUUGGAAUGAUGCUUGCUAUCAUCGGUGUCUUCCUCUACAAUAAGGUACAGGCUAAAUAUGAUGCUCACAGACAAGCCAAGGCCAAACCAAUACUCCCAGUGAUUAAGGGCCCAUCAGAGGCAUCCAAGAGCCUCCUGUUCUCUGAUGUUGCAGAUACUUUGCCAAGGAAUUCAUAUCAUCUCUCAUUACCACCAGAGGGGAACGGACCCUACAGGAGUUCUCUUGGUGACACUAAACUGAAUGAAAUUGAAAAGAGCCAUCAAGUGUUUGCACGACUCGGGAAUGCGAAUUUCCAAGAUUUCUCGACGACUGAAUGUGCUGGAUUCGACCUUCAGGAAAGCGAUGAAGCGCUACGAGGAGCUCGGUACAUCGUC
This is a messenger RNA of Darwinula stevensoni, 1457 nucleotides long. The record is from the annotation of a GenBank genome assembly. Lineage: Eukaryota; Metazoa; Arthropoda; Ostracoda; Podocopida; Darwinulidae.